Molecule: messenger RNA, 2850 nt
Organism: Dendroctonus ponderosae (mountain pine beetle)
Lineage: Eukaryota; Metazoa; Arthropoda; Insecta; Coleoptera; Curculionidae
Product: calpain-7
Exons: 13
Coding region: 321-2810 (829 amino acids)
Biological process (GO): proteolysis
Molecular function (GO): calcium-dependent cysteine-type endopeptidase activity
Source: RefSeq, a predicted model, not a curated record
ACUCCCAGGGGGGAUAUUUUGUGGUAGACAUUCGUGACGUUUCCUGAUAUCUAACCUAUGUUUGGUUCAAAUCCAAAUAAACAAAUAAAACUAUUUUCAGGUAUCAACGCUGUUGGUGGUUUACUAUGCAAAUCGUAAAUGGCGAGAUCAACAAUUUAGAAACAAUUAACCCACAUGAGCAAUGAUGAUUCAUUAUUUAUCUCUCAAAAGCGAUUGCAAUUUAAGUUCUCGAUAUUGUGGCGUAUCAGUGUAGGAGAAAUUUUACAUGCUCUCAAGGCACUUUGCAACAGUAAAAUAUAGAAGUACAUAAGUUGAAAAGUAUGCCCAACGAGGACCAACUUAUUAACGACGCAAUAGAUGCAGCCAAACUGGCAAUAAAAUUUGAUGAAGAAGGUCAGGGAAGUCCCUCUGCUUAUUAUUAUAAAAUUGCUGCCAAAUGGCUUGAUCAGGCGGCCCAAAGUGUGAGUGAUGAAAGAAGUGAAUCGUUAAAGAAGAAAAGUAAUGAAUAUGAAGCCAGAGCCGAAGUUUUGCUGGCUGGCGCAAAGCAAGAAGUGCAAGAUUCACCAGAAAAUGCCAAGGAAAUUCAGAGAAAAACUGUGAUAAAGAGAUGCUAUUUUUUAAUGCAACAAGCUAUCGAGGAAGAUGAACAUGGAGAUAAGUUGGAUGCUAUCGAGUUAUAUGCAAAGGCAGUUGAAUAUGCAACGAGCUAUCCCGAUAUAUUGCAAGGAGAGUUGAAAACUAUCGCUUUACAAGCGUUAGAAAGGGCAGAAACUUUGAAAGGAAUAAAAAGAGAUUCAGCCGAUACAUCAGGUGUUAGUGUAGCACCUGAACCUUUAGCUCCUAUUCCAAAGGGCCCAACGAUAAAUAAUCCAAAUAUUACUAAUCAAAAACCAACAACGUCCACUUCGGCACCUACGCCUGUUUUACAUAGAGGGGCAAGUGCUCAUUUAAAGAUUACCGGAGACGAAGCAUAUACUGAUAGAGAAAAGGCAGUACUUUUGCACACAUCGAAGAUAAAUGGGCGUGAUUUUGUUCCUUUUAUGAGUGUUGACUUGAAAGAAAGAUUUCAGUAUUCCAUUCCGUUCACCGACAAAGAUGGUCCAUUAGCUCUAGCCCCUAAACAGAGAAAGGAAUUCACAAAAUUUGCACGUUUAGAACAAAUAUCUCCAGAUCCUGUUAUUGUAAAUGGCGGUGUUCCGAACUAUCUACACAUUAAACAAACCGUCAUUUCCGAUUGUUCAUUAGUGGCUAGUUUAGCAGUGAGCGCGAAUUAUGAGGCACGAUUUGGGAGAAAAUUGGUCACGGCAAUCAUUUACCCCCAGUCAAAGGAUAGAAAACCGAUUUAUAAUCCAUUUGGAAAGUAUAUGAUAAAGUUACAUAUUAACGGCAUUCCAAGGAAAGUAAUAAUAGACGACCAUUUGCCAAUCGACCGGCACGGAAGACUUUUGUGUUCUUAUUCCAGCAACAAAAACGAAUUCUGGAUUUCCCUGCUUGAAAAAGCUUAUAUGAAAGUCAUGGGGGGUUAUGAUUUCCCAGGAAGCAACAGUAACAUCGAUUUGCAUGCUUUGACUGGAUGGAUUCCAGAGCGCGCCGGCAUAAGGCUAGCAGAUCCUGACUUUAACAAAGAUGGAUUGUUUACCAAUUUAGAAGCCAGAAUGGCUAAAGGAGAUGUUUUAGUGUCUGUGGCAACAGGAGAACUUUCUGAUCUGGAAGCAGAACGAAGUGGAUUAGUAGCAACUCACGCCUAUGCAGUCAUGGAUGUAAGAACUGUAAAUGGGGUACGAUUGCUAAAACUGAAAAAUCCUUGGUCCCAUUUAAGAUGGAGGGGAAAUUAUUCGGAGCUUGAUUUAGAGCACUGGACUUCGGAAUUGCAACAGACAUUGAAUUAUGAUCCGCAGAGCGCUGCAGAAUUUGAUAACGGAGUGUUUUGGAUCGAUUACGAGAGCGUUUUAAAAUUCUUUGAUGUUUUUUAUAUGAACUGGAAUCCGGAGUUAUUCAAAUACACAUACUGCAUUCAUCAAAUGUGGCAUGCUGGUACAGGUCCAGUGAAAGAUCUUUACACGGUCGCUGCUAAUCCACAAUUUUCACUCAGCGUAAGUCCAGAAGCGCAAGGUGCUAUCUGGAUAUUAUUGAGUAGACACAUUACAGAUAUUGAGGAUUUUCGAAACAACCAAGAAUUUAUCACUGUUUUUAUUUACAAAAAUGGUCGAAAAGUGUAUUAUCCUUACGAUCCUCCACCUUAUAUAGACGGUGUUAAAAUCAACAGUCCACAUUACCUGUGCAAAAUUAUUUUGGGGCCCAAUAGUGGGAGAGACUAUACCAUUGUAGUUUCGCAAUAUGAAAAAAGCACUACCAUUUAUUACACAUUACGAGCAUAUGCAACAUGCCCUUUUAGGCUAAAUGAAAUUAAGAAUCCUUAUAUGCAAGAAAAACAGGUUACUGGAGAGUGGAAAGGUAUUACAGCGGGAGGAUGUCCUAAUCACCCGACAACUUACCCGAACAAUCCAAAGUUCAGGUUGGAGAUAGAGGAUGGGUCAGAUAAUAAUCAGAUUUUAUUAGAACUAAAAGGUCCUAAGCAGUAUCAAAUUGGUUUGGAAGCUGUGAUUAGGCAAGUGAAUAAUGAAAGUGUUACUGCACCAUUUAGAUCAAAAUCUUCGGGACCCUACAGAUCCGGAUAUGUAGUGCUGGAAUUAGGAAAUAUUCCAUCAGGUACUCUAGAUAUUAUUCCGUCUACAUUUACGCCUGGACAUGAGGGGCCCUUUAUUUUAAUCGCUAAAUCUUCAGGCCCACUGAAACUUUAUAAAAGCUAGUGAAACCGUUAAUCUACAUCAAAUAUAUUAUAAUUGUUUU